CAUUUUUAGUAGAAAAUGGUUCACAUGAUGGGUUGCCAAACAACUUGAUCACUUCUGGUCGUAUCCAACAUGGAUGACGUUGAGCUAAGCCGGCUACUGGGCCGAGUUACUUCCGCCCUUGACUGUGCUAAAGAUACUGAAAAUGACCUAUUCCGGAUGCAGACUACGUUGAUGAGUGUUUUGAAGAAAUAUGGGGACCCAGAAUACUCACUCAUUAAUGAACCUGAAGAAGACAUUGUAGAUGCCCAUGAAAGUGUAACUCGUGUAAUCGAAGAUACAGAUGAAAGUCUGAUUUCUUCCGAGAAUGAAGUAGACCAGCCAAGACUUAUUGGUCACCAAGACAAAACAGCCCGACUAGAUGACUCCGAUGAUGACGUGGAUGCUGACGGUGGUAGUUGGAGGCCCAAUAGUCUUGAAGUCUACAAAAAGAGGACCACUAAAGCAGAGGAACAAGCCAAUCCUUUUAAGAAGUAUCCUGGUCUUCUCCACAAGUUUGCGCCACAAAACAGAACGACUGAUGCAAGCUCAGCUAGAGAAACUCACGCUGAAGUAUCUGAUGAGUCGACUGAUGAAAGUUACCAGACCCCCUCUUCAUCCCACUGUGACCUUCUGUCCGCGGAUUCAAACCCUCCUGCGGCUCUCUUUGAGGAGCAAAAUGCUGUUCAAAUAGAAACUGAUCCCAGACCCACAGUAAGUGACUGUGAUACACCAGAAACACCUGUAAAUACAGGUGAUGUUGAACUGUCAGAGGUGAUAAGUCAGGCUAGCAAACUGAUGAUAGACGCCAUGAAUAUAGAACAAAGACCUGUCCCUCCACUUGCUUUCCGUAAUGCAUCAACUCCAAUAAGACACAACAGUCCUCCCAACCCCACAGAAAGGUUUCUCAGUGAUGACUUUGAACCCUUUACCCUCAUCUCACCUCAUCCAUCAACCUCCGCAAGCAAUCCCUCCGCCCGACAAGAUCUGAACCCCGGAUCUUACAAUAGAGCGGUCUCCUCCCCGGUACGGACUCAGACCACCCCUGUAGAUACACCCUACAGAGGGUACGAAACACUGCCUACUAAUCUGGAACCCGGGUGUCCGCUGUGUGGCCUGGUCUUCACACAGGAUCAUGAUUUGUCGUAUAGAAACUUCCAUGCUAAUUCGUGUCUCGAUACUUUAGGAUAGGAAUUUGGUAAAUUUUGAGAGCUGUUCAAGACUUUUUAUGACAUAGUUUAAGGUCGAUUUUUUGUUUUUUUUUGUUCGUGGUUCACGAGUAUAUUUUGCAGGUGUAAUAGUUGUAUGAAAUGGAAUUCUUAGUAAUAAUAGUAUUGUAGAAAUAGGUACAUACUUAGUCUUAUAACCUAGAAAUUGCAUAAUUAUUUGGUGUAGUUUUAAUUGUUUAUCAAUAAUGCCAUUAAAUUGAGAUGGAUGUUUUGUAUGUUUUGGUAAUACUUUAGAAAUUGCAUUGAUCGUCAUUUUGCUUUUAUGAGAAUUUUGUGGCGGGAAGAUAAACUGGUGUUAAGAAUCAAAUACUGUUAACUGUUGAUAAUUCCUGAAUUGUCAAAUCUGCAUGUCAUAACAAUAGUAUAUCAAAUUCAUUUGAUCUGGAUAAAACCAUUUUUAAUCACAAAAUUGAUAGAGUUUAAUGUUUUGAUGAGAUGUAUUUUAUGAUUUUGUUUCUAUAAUUGAAUAUGUAAAAAAUUCGUUUAAUUUUAAAAAAAGUUGUACCGAUAAAUGGAAAAAAUGACGUA
Molecule: messenger RNA, 1733 nt
Organism: Bolinopsis microptera
Lineage: Eukaryota; Metazoa; Ctenophora; Tentaculata; Lobata; Bolinopsidae
Exons: 2
Coding region: 70-1167 (365 amino acids)
Source: RefSeq, a predicted model, not a curated record